This is a messenger RNA of Trypanosoma conorhini, 1062 nucleotides long. RefSeq lists its product as uncharacterized. Bases 1 to 1062 code for a protein of 353 amino acids. NCBI's taxonomy places the organism in Eukaryota, Euglenozoa, Kinetoplastea, Trypanosomatida, Trypanosomatidae. The record is from RefSeq and is a predicted model, not a curated record. The transcript has a single exon.
AUGGGUGCGCUGUUUCCGCUUCUUCGCGCCCUGGGAAAGCCGGCACGCCUUACCGAAGUGCGGGUGGCUGCCGCUGAGGCGGCCCGUCAGGCCAUUUUUGGUUCUUCCCCGUCUGCGCCGCCGCCGCCGCGGCGUCGCGCUUCUGGCACGGCGGAAUUUCAAUGUCUCUACCACGCGGGCGAAGGCCUCACUAUACCCAUGACAUUUCUUGGCUCCUGCAAGGAGCAUGGCGAUCAGGUGGUGUUGGUUCAUGUUGCAGGCCUUCCUGGUGCAUUUCCUCUCUCCAUGGAGGAGUUGGCUCGUCACAGGCACUUGUUCAGCCCCAGACCAGAGGGAACGUCGUCAGCUGCGGAUGAAGCGGAGCAGUUGGCUCUUCUUUGCGCAACAGAGGCAGUGGAGAGUGGGAUCCGCGGGUUGGCUGUGCUGGAUCACUUACGCUCAGUCUCGCAACGGCGUUUGGCAUCGCUUCGCGGCGCUGAAGUGUUGCUCAAGCUUGGUAGUCGCAUUAACGAGAAGGCCCUACAACUCUCUUUUCCAUAUCAUUGUGGAAGCACACAUGCCUUAAAGCAAUACUUCGACAUUACACACGAGGCCUGUACACUUUUUGGUCAGCAGAACAGACAUGGGGCGAAGAUGCUUUGUCGCUACGGUGUCGCAGUGAUGGUGGGUAUCGCGCCCGAUGAAGCUCUUGGGUGUCCUGUUCCGUUUUGGAAUCCGUUGGGUGAACCAGCUGCAUGUCUGGCCCCUAUGUUUCACGGAUGCCAUGCAAUUCCUGUUGGGAGCGUGAAAUUGGACUAUAAUGGGCCCUCCACGCACUCCGUUCUUCUUACGCCGGAGGAUCCUGCACGGUAUCUAAACCCCACAGUCGACGGCAAGUACGACGUUACCGCGUGGCUUAAUGAGGGUCUUUUUGGCGUAAAGGUGGGGCAGCGCGUGGAGGAUGGUUGCGCCGUUUACGGCGUUUGUUACAAUGCGGAACGUUGCGAGUUUGAAUUGCAUGUUCAAGACUCUUUGACGGGCGAAAUUCGCCCCUCUCUCUCUUGCUUCCUAACGCCACAAUGA